CUUGCUAGGAGUGGAAAACGAACAGGGUUUUUUAUCAUUGGACAACGGGUCGGUCACGAUGUCCAUUAAGCCUUCAUCGUUCCAUAACCUUUGCAUUUCUAUCUAUGUGCGUUCGGGGGCUGGGAUUAUGCAAUCGUGGAUCGCACGGGCUUCCAAGAUGUAUUUAUAUCUUCGCUCCAUAGGCUAUGGAGAUGAUGUUGGCUUAGAUAUCAUAGAUGGUGGGCAUCUGGUUCCGUGAAACAACUGCUGACUGGUGUACAUAUGUAGGUAUGAUCUUCACCGUUUAUCCAAAGGACAGGGACAGCCCUUGUCACCUCUGCAAUCUGACGAACGAUCAUCACGCGCUCUCCUUGUCGGUAACCGCCCCCAUUGUCGAUUAUCAGACCAACAUGAUUAAAUCCUUCCCCGUCAUCUCUUGUCUCCGAGCCUGCGGCAUGGAUUCGGUUGAGGCAGAUGUUCCUCUCCGGGUUCGCAGGCACCUUACACGACGCCCAUUUCAGUUGCAUAAAACGGUGGUUUUGACCAUACCCAAGUUGAAUGCCGAGUACGGAUUCGACCCCGGGCGCGAAGGUGCUGAUGUAUGCGAGCAUUUUGGGUGGCCACUCCUUCAGAUCCUUGACCCUUCCACGGGAGAAUGGACGUCAAAUGGGGCCGCAUCCCAGUCCUCCGGGCCUGCGCCAGUCGUAUCGGACAAUACGCCAGAUCAGACGUUGAAUGAAGAGCCCGACUCUAUACCGUGCGGUACGGACGUGGCCAUGGGAAACAUCAAGGAAGCGCAAGCUGGCGAGGCUCCGACCAAGACAGAGAUCGUUCCCGUUGUGCAGCAUGAUAUCAGCACACGGUUGCUCAUCGUCAUAUUCAUCGCUAUUGGCAUUCAAGUUAUUCUAACUCUGUCAUCCUUUCAUAACUACUUGUAGAUAUAGAUCUGAUAAUUCGUCGUAUAGUCUUUUGGCUUCAGUAGAACUUUAUAACUUGC
Guyanagaster necrorhizus is the source of this 976-nucleotide messenger RNA. RefSeq lists its product as uncharacterized. The transcript is spliced from 3 exons. The record is from RefSeq and is a predicted model, not a curated record. Lineage: Eukaryota; Fungi; Basidiomycota; Agaricomycetes; Agaricales; Physalacriaceae. Bases 216 to 917 code for a protein of 233 amino acids.